AUGAAAGAGCCGUGCUUUCGGUGCAAACGACCAACUUAUUUCAAUGACAAGGUAAAUUCAAAUCUUUUUCAACAAAGAAUCUUUUUCGUAGAAUCUUUUUCCCAGAUUUUGAGAGGAAAAAAUAAUUUCUGAUCUUAGGAACUCUUCCUAUUUAUAAAAUGAGUGAAGAAAAGAGGAAACGGGUAGAAAAAUCGAUAACUUUCAAGAGGAAUGCAAAGAAAGGAUAAGUGCGAAGGAGCGGAUAGUUCAGAGGAAAAAAAGGGGAUUUUUCGAGAUUUUUGAACUUUCAUAUAGUUGAUCUAGCACUGCAGAUAUUUUGAAGAAGCUUUUAUUUUUUUGAAAAUUCAAGAACUAGAAAAAAAUUCUUCCAUUUGGGACAUUUUUCAAAAGCUCAUAGACAUGAGCGACCGCGCGCAAGUCGUUUCAUGGUCGGUUGCAGUUGAAAAACGCAUUUUAAUCAUUUUACAUGCACUUAAACUAGUUGUUUUUCUCGGAAAAAAACUGAAAAAAACUGUUUUGGAGCUUUGAUACGUCACUUCUCUGCUUCAGUCCGAUAUCAAAUAAUAAAUCCGGUUUUUUAUUUUGUUUGUUGGCAAUUGCACAAAAAUUGAUAACAGGCAGAACAAAAAAAAAUACGAGAAUUGAUACGACUCAAAGUUUAAAAUUUUUAUGCCGGCCUGCGUAAGCCGUUUUAAUGUCGGUUGAAAGUUUAUACAGUGACCGCUUGACUUUGAGCCAUUCUCAAUGCGACCAGAGUCUUUCAAUUUGACCUUUUUUGAUCGAAUAAAAGCUAGGUCCAGUCUGAAAUUUAAUAACUCGAGUUAUAACUGAUACAACUUGGCGAGUUCUGCAGAUCGGACCACUGAAGGACGGUUCCCUGUUCCACAAGGGCUGCUUCAAGUGCUGGAUCUGCGGCACGCGACUUUCACUCAAGACCUACCACAACAACCGCAACGACAACACUGAUCUCGAGGUUCGCAAAAGUGACAACAACUUAUUUUCAUCUUGAAACGGUGAAGAAGUGGAUAUGAGUCGAGUUGGAGAGGUUCUGGAGUGAGGAAAAAUGAACAGGGCAAUUUUUGGAAAUGAAAACCGUUGGACUCGGGCGAAAGGAAAAGCUCCUCAAAAAAUUUUUUUCAAUUUUGCGCUUCAAAACCCCGUGAGACUAUGGAAAUGGUGCUCAAAAGUCUUUUAAAGGAACCUUCUCAACUCCAUCAGAGGGUCCUCAAACGAAACGAAAAAAAAACAACCAAGACAGAAUUUAAGAAUUUUUCAAUUCAGGAGAGCUUUCAAAUGAACCCAUUCCAUAUUGAAAUUUUAGAAAAAAAGUUGAAAAGCUGGGAAAAAAUCAAUAAAUGAGUUGAAACUUGCGUGUUACUGAACUUAGGAACUCCAGAGUGGUCCCUAUAGGGGCUGUUUUCCUCUAAUCCCUAUAGGGACCACUUUGGAAUUCCUGAGAUCUCUGAAAGUUUCCGGCGUUUUUUCCUUUUUUUUUCUUAAUUUUUUGACAUUCAAACUCUGAACAGACUAUAUACAUACUUUUUUCUAACAGAAGGAUUUUCAGGUAUACUGCGCGGGACACGUCCCAACACCCGGACCCCACGACCCGAUCCCACACAGAUCCAAUUUGCUGUUCUCUCCCAAAACCAAGGGAGAAUAUCCGCACAAUCUGAUGCGACCAGCCGGACCCACCUAA
Molecule: messenger RNA, 1696 nt
Organism: Caenorhabditis auriculariae
Lineage: Eukaryota; Metazoa; Nematoda; Chromadorea; Rhabditida; Rhabditidae
Source: the annotation of a GenBank genome assembly